This is a messenger RNA of Aspergillus neoniger CBS 115656, 1062 nucleotides long. RefSeq lists its product as uncharacterized. NCBI's taxonomy places the organism in Eukaryota, Fungi, Ascomycota, Eurotiomycetes, Eurotiales, Aspergillaceae. The record is from RefSeq and is a predicted model, not a curated record. Bases 1 to 1062 code for a protein of 353 amino acids. The transcript has 4 exons.
AUGAAGCACAUCGGCAAAACCGGCCGGGACAACCUGGGCGCCGCCAUCUCGAUGCUGGCGCUGGCGGUGGUCUCGGUCGCUCUCCGGUUGGUGGUAAGAAUCAUGACUCGACAAUGGUCUCCCUUAUCCGACGGCCUGCUUCUGUUAUCGCUGGCAUGCAUGUCGGUGUUUGCGGCUCUGUUAAUCCAGUAUAUUGUCGCGGGACCCGGCCCAGGCACCUUCGACCUGAACGAGUUCGCCGCCGAUGCAGACAUUGGGGGUAUGGUAUGGGCUAAGUCAUUUCUGAAGACACUCUAUGUCGCCGACCUUUUCUUCAUGGCGACCAUCAGCUUUGUCAAAUUGUCGGUACUAGCCUUCCUGCACGGUCUCUUCAAGAUUUCCAAGAUAUACCGCAUCUUGAACUAUGUGACAGCCGGGCUCUGCGUUGCUUGGUUCCUCAUUGUUCUGUUCGUCAACAUAUUCCAGUGUCAUCCCAUUCACAUGUUGUGGGAUGCGAUGGGCGCUGCGGAAUACUGCAUUGCCAGUGGUCGGCUCUGGUUAGGGAUGGAGCUCACGAACCUGUUCCUCGACGUUAUGAUCUUGUUUCUGCCUGUGUAUGUGGUGACGAGGCUGCAGCUCAGUCGCACGCGCAAGAUUCAGGUCACCGGUAUAUUCCUGUUGGGUGGACUAGUCUGCAUUGCCAGUAUCUGCAAGCUCUCCUAUCUGUGGAUUCCAGCCACGCCGCAGGUGGUCCGGGCCCCCGAGACAAUGGUCUGGUCAUCAGUCCAGCUGGGUGUGGCCACGCUCUGCGCAUGUCUACCAACCUACGCCCCAUUAUUCCGAGUGGCACGGGGAAAGAUGUCUACGGGGAAGUCGCCCUCGCCACCGUAUCCCUACGGAAGCGACAACACGCCGCGCAAUGCUCCGGCAGGUAAGAGCGCACCCUAUCGACGGGUGGAAGAUCCGCUGCUGAGUACCCAGCAGACGGAAAUCACGCGCGGGGAUGGCGAGUCGUACAAGAUGGACCAGCUCGGCCCCUGCCACAUCUACGUGAAGCAGAGUGUAGACGUUGAUGUGGUCUAG